Molecule: messenger RNA, 1957 nt
Organism: Manis pentadactyla (Chinese pangolin)
Lineage: Eukaryota; Metazoa; Chordata; Mammalia; Pholidota; Manidae
Gene: OXER1
Product: oxoeicosanoid receptor 1
Biological process (GO): G protein-coupled receptor signaling pathway
Cellular component (GO): membrane
Molecular function (GO): G protein-coupled receptor activity
Source: RefSeq, a predicted model, not a curated record
AUGGAUUGGGACCAUCACAGCCUUAAGAACAGGCAGGAAUCCAGGAGUAACGAGAGUGGGCUGGCAGAGCACAAACAGGCUGGUUCCAAGGCUGUGGGCUCGAUGGGCAGCACAGAUUCCACCCCACAGGCUGGGUUCCAGGACCUCCUGUGCAGGUCACUCAGUGCCAGGGGGAGGUGGAGGGAGGGAGGGAGGGAGGGAGGGAGGGCUGCAGGGUUCCUCUUUGCCUACAAACAGCAAUGCUGGGUGUUUCUCAGUGGCUGUAAGGAUGCUGAUGAAAACCCCAGGAUAUUGAGUCAUCGUGGUGGCCAGCUGGGCAUCAUCCUACUUGGCCCCGAACACUCAUGCAGGGGCAGAAAGACUGGAAACCUCUCAGGCCCACGGCUCGAGCAGCCCAUGGAAUUUCAUAACCUGAGCUCUUCCUCUCCGCUUCCUUUUCUCUCUCCCUCGACUCUCUCUCCCUCCUCCUCCUCCUCCUCCUACCCCUCUGCCUUCCCGAUUGCCUCGGUGUCACCUGGCAAGGCCUUUCCUCCCUGCCAGCCGGCCUCCUCCCCCACGGUGUCUGCCUUCCUGGCACCAGUCCUGGGGCUGGAGUUUGCCCUGGGCCUGGUGGGGAACAGCUUGGCACUCUUCAUCUUCUGCUGCCACCUGCGGCCCUGGACGUCAAACACCGUGUUCCUGGUCUGCCUGGUCAUCGCCGACUUUCUCCUGAUCGUCAACCUGCCCUUUCGUGUGGACUACUACCUCUUCCACGAGAAAUGGCACUUCGGGGCCACUGCCUGCAAAGUCAACCUCUUCAUGCUGUCCACCAACCGCUCGGCCAGCGUGGUCUUCCUCACGGCCAUUGCUCUCAACCGCUACCUGAAGGUGGUGAGGCCCCACCACGUGCUGAGCCAGGCCUCAGUGUGGGCAGCCACCCAGGUGGCCGGCGGACUCUGGGGAGGAAUCCUGCUCCUCAAUGGGCACCUGCUCCUGGCCCCCCAUUCCAACAACACCUGCCUCAGUUUCCAGCUGGGCUCAAUGCCCUCAGCAUCGCUCCGCUGGCACCAGGCACUGUUCAUGCUGGAAUUCUUCUUGCCGCUGGUGCUCAUCCUCUUUGCCAUCAUAAGCAUUGGGCUCACCAUCAAGCGCCGCAGGCUGGCUGGGCAGCCGGGCCCACGGAGGGCCGUGCGCGUGCUGGCUGUGGUGAUGGCCGUCUACACCACCUGCUUCUUACCCAGCAUCAUCUUCGGCAUGGCUUCCAUGGUGGCCUUCCGCCUGCAUGCCUGCCACACCCUCAACAUCUGCACGCAGCUCUUCCAUGGCUGCCUGGCCUUCACCUACUUUAACAGCGUCCUGGACCCCGUGCUCUACUGCUUCUCCAGCCCCAACUUCCUCCGCCAGGCCCGGGCCCUGCUAUGCCUCACCCAGGGUGGGCAGGACCCAGCCAGGGGUGAGAGCUCCUACCAGCCCUCUGCCCAGCGCCGGGAGGCCUCCAGGAGGGUGGAGGCCCCGGGGAAGCCACAGGUGAGGUCUCGCUGGAAGCCCCACUGGAAUAAGGACAGUGGGUCCCAGGGUCAGGGGGCCACUGCAGUGCCGCAGGAGUGAGCACUGCUGGGCUCUGGCCUGGAGGGACAAGGUCAGCCCCUGGACGGCCGCCAGCCCAGGGUGCCUCAACCAACUGUUCAAGGGACACCUGUAGGAGCCAGGUGGGUGGCAGGGAGUAAAGUGGGUCUUGACCUCACAUAGUGCAUCCUGGACAAUGUCCCCAGAGCACAGAAAAGAGCAGAGUGGCAGGUGGAGACGGGCAGGGGCUGUGGGAGCACCAACUCGAAGGCCACACAGCUGCCCAGUCCUGGGGCCCCAGCGGGAUUACGGUGAGAGCAGAGUUUCUGCUUUAGAAUUGGACAGCCGCGUUUUCUGUGAUCUCGUUUGCCCCAUUCAGUACUAAUAAACUUCCUUCUGAAAACCCAAGUCU